CUUGUGCUCCCAGAGCUAUAUUUUUAUAUAUUUUAUUUUUAUAGGCUAGUGCCAAACUUAUUAUUUCUACUUCCGCUUUUUGUGUAUAAAAAGUGAUGCCACGCUGUUUUAAAAACAGUUCAGUGUACAGUUGACCAGUGGUCAGUAUCAUAUCUGUCUGUGUGACAGCUGAAGAUCGUUGUGGUCUGUCAUUUAAUUAUAUUUUUAUUCCUGUACCUGGGACGGCCUGCUAUUAUUACUGCUGUGUUACUGCUUUGAGCUGCUGUUUAUAACUACUGUUGUUAGAUCUAUUCUAAUUCUAGGGAAGCUAGAAUCUAGUGUUAUUUUGUUUCUUUUUAUGCCUUGGUAAAAUUAGUUAUAUUUAUAGUCUGUUUCUCAGUUCUGUUCUUAGUGAAUAGUAAGGUACUGAGCCUAAGAAUAAGAUAUUCUGGUUUUAGUGUUAGUGUUAUGAGUGUAAUAGUUAGUGUUAGUGUUAUGAGUGUAAUAGUAGGAUAUUGUAGAUCUAGACUAGUUUAUGGUAGUGUGUUUGUGUAGAUGCAUGACGCGUAGGACGUAAUCAUCUUCUUUUUUGAAGUAACGUCUGUAUUAUAUAAGAUAAGAUAAGAUAGUGAUUUUGUUAGAUAGUUGGUUUGAUCAGUUUGUGUUAGUUAGUUUGGUUAGUUUGUUAGUGUUUGUAGUGGUGUAGAUUUAGAGGGUAGUUUAUAGUGUUUAGUGUAUAUAUUAUAUUUUAUUAUUAUUUGAUUCCAUGUAAAUAAAGUUUCAUUUUGUUUUAUUUAUCGUAAACUAAAGUUUGUUAUCUUGUUUCCAUUUAGUUUAGUUUAGUAUGUCUGGUUACUUAGGUGACUCUAGCCCCUUGGUCGUAGACUGAGGUGUCACAGAUGAGCCCACCCAGUAGCGCAAACAUCUGCCUACUGUAUAAAAUUUAAUGUUGAGCAGCAGCAAGAAUAGGCCCUCCCACUCGCGCCUGCCUGACCUGCUCACAUUUUUGGUGUCAGAAGUGGGAUCUGUGCUUGAGUGACCAGACUUGUAUUUUUUUAUUGGGAUAGAUUAGGUUUUUGUACGAGUUUAGGCAGUGAUAGGAAGUAGUGAUAGUGUAUAGUUCAGUUUUUCUUUAGGCGUUUGUUAGAGAGGUUAUUAGGCUUUAGUUUUGUUGAGUAGUUACGUAGAUGAACAGCGACUCAGCAGCAGCAGCAAGAAUGCAGCCGUCUCAGACACUGGUUGUAGUGCCAAGAACGGAGUGGAACAUUCGACGCUUCCAUGGCGAUGGCCCAGCCAGGGAAGUCGAAGAGUUCCUUCAAGAUAUGGAGAGAGCCUGGAAGUCCCAGCACAUACAGCAGCCAGAUGAGAAGUGUGAGUUCCUGAUUUCUCAUCUGGGGGAGUCAGUGAAGGCUGAGCUUGGUUUUUACCCUCAAGCAACCAGGGAGUCUCCAGAGGCACUGACCCAACUGUUACGGUCAUCCUAUGGGGAGAGGAGGAGUGUCUCUCAGCUUAUGGGAGAACUCUACCGCAUCAGUCAACGCCCAGGAGAGCUUAUUCGCUCCUACUCGCAUCGGCUACAGCAAUCGUUCAAAGCAGUGGUAGACAGACAGAGUACCCUUUCAGCAACAGUCCUUGAUGAAACUGUCCUGAGAGAUCAUUUUGUGGAAAAUCUCAACGACAGAGCCCUUAGGAGAGAUUUACUAGAGAGGUUGCUUGAACGACCAGACAUUAGCUUUUUGUCCAUAAGGGACAUAGCCAUCAGAUGGGCUAAAGAUGAACAUGUAACCUCUCAAGCCACAACCAAGGUGACAUGCAGUGAGAUAAAGAUUGAAGGCCAGCUAGCUGCGCUCUCCAAGCAAGUGGAGGAGCUUGUAGCCCAGAUUGUGCGCCUACAAUUUUCAGGGCCACAGAACUAUAGCUGUCCCCACUGCAACAACCAUCAGCCCGAUCACAUUAGCAGCAAUGUGAGACAGAUAACCUCGCAACCGGGUAGGCAACCAAAACGCACUCUUAACCAUAAGAGGCCAACGAUGAAGAACAGGAAAUGCUACACAUGUGGCAAACCUGGCCAUCUGGCAAGAAAUUGCAGGCUGCAGAACAGGUUCCAAGGUCAGCGAAAGAAGCCAGGGAACCGGGCUCACCAGCAACACCCUUCUAGAAGCAACUGCUCGAAUUGUGGAAGCCGGAACCAUUUCACCCGAGCUUGCCCUGAUGUCACUGCAGCAGUGAAUCACGUUCAGGUUGCCGCAGUGGAACAACCACAGGCAGUACAACUGCAACCUGCCCCCAAGCCAACAGAAUUGUCGAUUGAGGUGCCACAGAAUCCUAGGCGAUCCAACACUGCUCCUGAUUCAAUUGUUCGCAGAAACCAACCCGCAGUGGCAGAAAUGAUGUCGAUUCAUUCAGAAGUUGCCUCACCUGGCACUUCCAGUAAUCAUGCAGAAGAAGGUAGGGAGACAAAUCCUUUCCUACAGUUUCAUCCGGUCCAGCCAGAAUCCACCUUGCUUUCUCAUGAGGUUCCUGAGUUGCAGAAGAAAAGGAACGACCUUCUGAACAUUGGGUGCCGAGUUCUUGUCGAACAGAGAGUCAGAGGCCAGGGAAGAAUGUUCAUGCAGUAUGAACCCUCGUGUUUUGUAAUUACUGCAGUACCCAAGUAUGCUUCUGGCUGGUACAUGGUGGAGGCAGAAGACGGCAGUACUUACCGAUAUUUACGAGAGGAGGAAAUGAAGUUCGUUUCCUCACCAUACUAGCACAAUUCUUCAUUUGUAUAUUUCUAAUUUUUAUUUAAUAUGUUGGUUGCAUUCCAAUGUAUCAAGAUGUAUUAGUUUGUAAUAACUCUAUGAGUACAUGUUAUCUACAUGUGUAUUUAAAAGUUUUUUUUAAAAGCUUAGUAGUUGCUGUACCUAUAUUUGAGAAUGUACAGAAUCAAGAGUAUUUACUUGUGUUUUUAGCUGAUGAAGUGUAUAUUUUUUUGCUUUUGUCCUUGUAAAGCAAUGUAAUUUAAGUCUUGUCAUGGAGAUGUAUAUUUUUGUGUGAAAUAGAUUUUAGUGUGUAUUUUCUUUGAUGGUAGAAUAUGUCAGCAGUAUGUAUGUAAUGCAUUUUAAGUAGUUUGUUAGUAUUUUGUUUUGCGAGGACGCAAAAAUUUAAGGUGGGAUGAAUGUGAGCUUGUGCUCCCAGAGCUAUAUUUUUAUAUAUUUUAUUUUUAUAGGCUAGUGCCAAACUUAUUAUUUCUACUUCCGCUUUUUGUGUAUAAAAAGUGAUGCCACGCUGUUUUAAAAACAGUUCAGUGUACAGUUGACCAGUGGUCAGUACCAUAUCUGUCUGUGUGACAGCUGAAGAUCGUUGUGGUCUGUCAUCUAAUUAUAUUUUUAUUCCUGUACCUGGGACGGCCUGUAAGUGUAGAAAUAUUUUAUAUUUUUUUACUAGAUCUAUACUAUGUGUAAGGUAGUUAUUUUAUUUUCUACUUGGACUAUUUGUCAUAAUAGUUAACAACAUGCUGUACGGAAGAUGGCGGCAUCCAUCAGUCCUAAUAGAAUAUAGAUCUAAUAUAGUUUUGCAUUUAUGUUUUGCAGGCUAUUAUUACUGCUGUGUUACUGCUUUGAGCUGCUGUUUAUAACUACUGUUGUUAGAUCUAUUCUAAUUCUAGGGAAGCUAGAAUCUAGUGUUAUUUUGUUUCUUUUUAUGCCUUGGUAAAAUUAGUUAUAUUUAUAGUCUGUUUCUCAGUUCUGUUCUUAGUGAAUAGUAAGGUACUGAGCCUAAGAAUAAGAUAUUCUUGUUUUAGUGUUAGUGUUAUGAGUGUAAUAGUAGGAUAUUGUAGAUCUAGACUAGUUUAUGGUAGUGUGUUUGUGUAGAUCUAGGUCUAGUGUAGUAGUUGUAGUGAUUUUGUUAGAUAGUUGGUUUGAUCAGUUUGUGUUAGUUAGUUUGGUUAGUUUGUUAGUGUUUGUAGUGGUGUAGAUUUAGAGGGUAGUUUAUAGUGUUUAGUGUAUAUAUUAUAUUUUAUUAUUAUUUGAUUCCAUGUAAAUAAAGUUUCAUUUUGUUUUAUUUAUCGUAAACUAAAGUUUGUUAUCUUGUUUCCAUUUAGUUUAGUUUAGUAUGUCUGGUUACUUAGGUGACUCUAGCUCUUAAUGUUGAGCAGCAGCAAGAAUAGGCCCUUGGUCGUAGACUGAGGUGUCACAGAUGAGCCCACCCAGUAGCGCAAACAUCUGCCUACUGUAUAAAAUUUAAUGUUGAGCAGCAGCAAGAAUAGGCCCUCCCACUCGCGCC
Messenger RNA from Biomphalaria glabrata, 4242 nucleotides. RefSeq lists its product as uncharacterized. The coding region runs from base 1167 to 2729 and encodes 520 amino acids. NCBI's taxonomy places the organism in Eukaryota, Metazoa, Mollusca, Gastropoda, Planorbidae. Gene Ontology annotation, molecular function: nucleic acid binding; zinc ion binding. The record is from RefSeq and is a predicted model, not a curated record. The transcript has 2 exons.